GAAAGGUGGCUUUUAUACAUGGAGACGACACGGAACGGCCAGCAACUGAUCACCGGCUGGGGUGGCAGGAGCAGCAGCAUGAAGGCCUUAGCAGUGUUCAGUGUGGUGGUGGUGGUGUGUCUGCUGCCGCUAGUCUCAAGUCGUCACACGGCAGUACUGCGCAGCCUGACCAAUGGUGAGGAUGCCGUCCAGCCAGCAAAGCGGGGCUACUUUUGGCCUCUGGACGUCCAUCCUACAUAUUGGCCACACCCUCCCAAUCAGGAUCAAAACAACUGGCCGCCCGGUGAAGAUGACAGCACGUCCCAGCCACAGCCUGAGGAGGGAGGCUCGUCCUGGCCACAGACUGAGGAAGAAGACCCGUCCUGGCUACAUCCUGAGGAUGAAGGCCCGACCUGGCCACAGCCUGAUGAGGAAGAAUCAUCCUGGCCACAGACUGAGGAGGAAAGCUCGUCCUGGCCACAGACUGAGGAGGAAAGCUCGUUCUGGCCACAGACUGAGGAAGAAGACCCGUCCUGGCUACAGCCUGAGGAGGGAGGCCCGAUCUGGCCACAACCUGAAGAGGAAGGAUCGUCCUGGCCACAGCCUGAGGAGGAAAGUUCGUCCUGGCCACAGCCUGAGGAGGAAGGCUCGUCCUGGCCACAGCCUGAGGAGGAAGGCUCGUCCUGGCCACAGCCUGAGGAGGAAGGCUCGUCCUGGCCACCGAAGGAAAUCUGGUUCUUGUUACCAUUGGGAAACGGAAACUGCUUUUGGGUGCCGAUGUUGACCUGGAACUGGGUGCCUCCUCCCUUUGAGAACGAGAGCUGGGUGCCUCCUCCCUUUGAGAACGGGAGCUGGGUGCCUCCUCCCUUUGAGAACGGGAGCUGGGUGCCUCCUCCCUUUGAGAACGGGAGCUGGGUGCCUCCUCCCUUUGAGAACGGGAGCUGGGUGCCUCCUCCCUUUGAGAACGGGAGCUGGGUGCCUCCUCCCUUUGAGAACGGGAGCUGGGUGCCUCCUCCCUUUGAGAAUGGGAGCUGGGUGCCUCCUCCCUUUGAGAACGGGAGCUGGGUGCCUCCUCCCUUUGAGAAUGGGAGCUGGGUGCCUCCUCCCUUUGAGAACGGGAGCUGGGUGCCUCCUGCCUUUGAAAAUGGGAGCUGGGUGCCUCCUCCCUUUGAGAACGGGAGCUGGGUGCCUCCUCCCUUCGAGAACGUGAGCUGGGUGCCUCCUCCCUUUGAGAACGGGAGCUGGGUGCCUCCUUCCUUUGGGAACGGGACCUGGAAGCCUUCUCCCUUUGGGAAUGGGAGCUGGGUGCCUCCUCCGUUUGGAGAUAGGAGCUGGUUGCCUCCUCCCUUUGGGAAUGGGAGCUGGUUGCCUCCUCCCUUUGGGAAUGGGAGCUGGUUGCCUCCUCCCUUUGGGAACGGGAGCUGGGUGCCUCCUCCCUUUAAGAACGUGAGCUGGAUGCUUCCUCCUUUUUGGAAAGGGAGCUGGAAUGGGAGCUGGGUGCUUCCACCCUGUGGGAACGGGAUCUGGAUACUUCCACCACUGGGAAAUGGAAGCGCCCUGUGGCCGCCUAUGGGGAACGAAAACUGGCCUUGGGAACCCACUGAAGAUGAAGGUGAAGCCUGGGAUUGGCCCCUCGAUGAAGAAGGAAGUUGGUUUCCCUGACGAUGAUUAGCCCUGGCAUCUUCCCUUCCCAUCCAGCAAUUAGGGUUGUCAAGAGUACGGAACGAACUGCGAUAUUAUGCAAGUUAGACCGAGUAUGAAAACUUACAAGUGUUCUAGAAAGCAUCCAUCUCCCGAACGUGACGUAUUGAGCACAGCGUCAAUCUCCUCCCUGCUCGCCGCCGCCGCCACCGCUGCCUCAUUACCUAUCUCAGACUCGCACGGCCGCGGCCACUGACACCACUUAACUUGUGACGGGAAAAGGAAUAUUUCAUUUUUAUUCCGUUUUUUCUCCCUUUUUUUUCCAAAAUUAUAAUAAAAACGAAUGCAAA
Messenger RNA from Scylla paramamosain (green mud crab), 1970 nucleotides. RefSeq names its product formin-2-like. NCBI's taxonomy places the organism in Eukaryota, Metazoa, Arthropoda, Malacostraca, Decapoda, Portunidae. The transcript is spliced from 4 exons. The record is from RefSeq and is a predicted model, not a curated record. The coding region runs from base 19 to 1641 and encodes 540 amino acids.